Rana temporaria (common frog) is the source of this 1663-nucleotide messenger RNA. RefSeq names its product golgi phosphoprotein 3 (gene GOLPH3). The transcript has 4 exons. Lineage: Eukaryota; Metazoa; Chordata; Amphibia; Anura; Ranidae. Gene Ontology annotation, biological process: Golgi organization; retrograde vesicle-mediated transport, Golgi to endoplasmic reticulum; Golgi vesicle budding. Gene Ontology annotation, molecular function: phosphatidylinositol-4-phosphate binding. The coding region runs from base 200 to 1066 and encodes 288 amino acids. The record is from RefSeq and is a predicted model, not a curated record. Gene Ontology annotation, cellular component: cytosol; Golgi cisterna; trans-Golgi network.
CCUUCGCCGACGUCACCGGCAGUCGCCAUCUUGGCGGAGCAGGAGGCAGCUCCUUUCACCAGCUGUGUUCUCCUCACCCGGAGCCGGCGGAGCGGAGAGUGCGAGACCCGGGGGGAGAGCGCGGCCUGAUGAGCGGAGACCGGGCCGCCAGAUAGCCCUCCCCCGCCCGUCUGCCGUGUCCAUAGGAGAGUCCUUCACCAUGAGUACCAUCACCCAGCGCAACUCCGGCCUGGUACAGCGCCGGACCGAGGCCUCCCGCAGCGACCGAGAGAGGGCGACCGAGGACCCGGAGAGGGACCGGGAGGAGGAGGAGGGCGAGGAGCGGGCCGGGGACAAGGAGGCCAGACUCACCCUCAUGGAGGAGGUCCUACUACUGGGCCUGAAGGACAGGGAGGGUUACACGUCCUUCUGGAAUGACUGCAUCUCUGCUGGGCUGCGUGGGUGCAUGCUAAUUGAACUAGCCUUUCGAGGUAGAAUUUCCCUGGAAGCCGGUGGAAUGAGGCGUAAAAGUCUCUUGUCAAGGAAGGUUACUUACAAAUCUGAUGCUCCGACAGGGGAUGUCAUGCUGGAUGAAGCCUUAAAACAUAUAAAGGAAACGCCGACCCCAGAGACUGUACAGAGCUGGAUUGAACUUCUUAGUGGUGAGACCUGGAAUCCCCUGAAGCUCCAUUUCCAGUUACGAAACGUGCGAGAACGCUUGGCUAAAAAUCUUGUAGAAAAGGGUGUCCUGACAACUGAGAAGCAAAACUUCCUGCUUUUUGACAUGACUACGCACCCACUCACCAACAACAACAUCAAGCAGCGUCUUAUCAAGAGGGUACAGGAAGCCGUGCUUGACAAGUGGGUGAAGGAUCCUCACCGCAUGGAUAAACGUUUGCUGGCCCUCAUCUAUUUAGCUCAUUCUUCUGACGUCAUCGAAAAUGCCUUCGCCCCCCUCUUGGACGACCAGUACGAGCUGGCCAUGAAGAGAGUCCGGCAGCUGCUCGACCUAGAUCCAGAAGUAGAGGCCGCAAAGCCAAACGCUAAUGAAAUCCUAUGGGCCGUGGUGGCCACCUUCACAAAAUAAACCUAGUGGACUGGAGUGUUCGUUCUACGUCAAACCAGUUGUCUCUGCUUGACAUCAUUUCUUUUUUUUUUUUCAGUAAUUUUACCUUUUUGCUUGUUUUGACUGGUCGCAGAAAGACGUUGAAUUGUAUGCAGGACCUGGACUGGUUUAAGACAGCUUGAUGAGUUUUCAAAUACUUCUUGCCAUAUUGGCAUCACACUACUCCUUAAAUUUGUGCAUCUCAAAACGUGGCUUAAGGUUACGGAGAAGGCCUAGAUCAGUUGAGGUGGAGAUGGACGCACUGGGAUGUACGUUGGGUUUGGUUUGCCUCAAGUUCCUCUGAAGAUUCCCACGAGAUGGUUUACAAAUUAGAAUUGUCACGAAAGGGCCUUGCAGUCACCAAAGUUCAAAUAGCUCCAUUUCUCUACUUUUUACACACCUGAAAUUUUGUUAAUUUUAAAAAAAAUAUUCCGCUGUGCUCAUGCUUUUUUUUUUUUCUUGUAAAUUUGUCAAUCAAAAUUUUAAAUCUUUACGUAUUUAGUGUAAAUGAUCCCAUGGUCUCUGGAAGCCAUUUUUGGGAUGGGGAAAACAUUCCAUUAAAUUGUGUACAUAGUUCCA